ACGGUGCAUGGUCGAGGUCAGAGAUGCUGUGUUACACAUAACCGGUAUUUGGUGAAUGCUUCCAGUCAAAAAUAGCUAACGUUAUAGUAUUACGGAUUUGUCAUAUCGUAUAAAAGUUAUAUUCAAGAAGGAUUCUUUAUUCUGUACUCCACCAUAAGAAGUUCUAAGACAUCUAUUAAGAUAAGUAAAUACAUUUAGCUGGCUCAACGCUCGUAAGUUAACCCAGUUAGCCUAUAGUCUCUCCUGAGCAGGAGUCUCUCCUCAUAAGGAAUCAUGGACAACAGCACAUCGGAUUCAAGUAGUUCUAAAGGCGGAUUUGGGAGCCUGUUUGGUGCUGGAGCCCCUGAGUAUUCAAACACUACCCUAGCCGGAGUACCACUGACAGGAAUGAGCCCCCUCUCGCCAUACCUCAGUGUUGAUCCUCGCUACCUUGUGCAGGAUACAGACGAAUUCAUACUGCCAACCGGGGCAAACAAAACCCGUGGACGCUUUGAGCUGGCCUUCUUUACCAUUGGAGGAUGCUGCAUAACGGGUGCUGCGUUUGGAACCCUGAAUGGGCUCCGUAUAGGCAUGAAGGAGACCAGAGACAUGGCCUGGUCAAAACCCAGAAACGUACAAAUUUUAAAUGUGGUUACACGACAGGGGGCCUCGUGGGCUAACAGACUAGGAUCUGUUGCUCUGCUGUACAGUGUGUUUGGAGUAGUUAUUGAGAAAGCCAGAGGAGCAGAGGACGACAUUAAUACCAUAGCUGCUGGAACAUUAACAGGGAUGAUGUUUAAAUCAGCAGGUGGACUAAAAGGAAUUGCCAGAGGAGGUCUUGUUGGAUUAGCCAUGUCUGGACUGUAUGCCCUCUAUAACAACUGGGAUUACCUCAAAGGCACAACUGCUUCACGUUACUGAAGAGAAGUUACAGCACAAGACAUUGACAUUUUGACUCUGAACCAGUACUUAACUCUAUUGUCUCGUUCCAUUUUAGCGGAACAGCAGUUGAUCGAGCACUUUGGCAUUCCUGAAUCACCACAUCAACGUUUGGGCUUCCCUAAAAGUGUGUUAGGCUUAUUAUCAAAAAUGCUGAACCAUGCUGGUUUAACUGAGCUGACUAGUUCUACUUAGACAAAACUGAAUUAUUUAAAUAGCUGUUUAAACAUGUAUACAUCUCAGGCAGUGUUGGACAUACACUGUUUUUUAUGUGAUGUUCCAAUAUGUAAGUAUAAUAUUGGAGUUAUUUCUGAGAUUGAAGCUUUGUAUUAAACCAGAAAGGUUUGUACAAAACCAUCAGAUAAUUGGUGGGCAUUCCAGUAUCAUACAUGUGUAGGUGGAUUCUCUAUGUAACUGUUUUAGUAAGCAUCAUCCGACUAGCCUAAAUUGGCCUCAUUGACUCUAUACUGCAAUAAAACAUUUUAAAAUAUUU
Electrophorus electricus (electric eel) is the source of this 1411-nucleotide messenger RNA. It is a transcript of the gene timm23a, whose product is annotated as translocase of inner mitochondrial membrane 23 homolog a (yeast). Gene Ontology annotation, biological process: protein import into mitochondrial matrix. Lineage: Eukaryota; Metazoa; Chordata; Actinopteri; Gymnotiformes; Gymnotidae. Gene Ontology annotation, molecular function: transmembrane protein transporter activity. Gene Ontology annotation, cellular component: TIM23 mitochondrial import inner membrane translocase complex. The record is from RefSeq and is a predicted model, not a curated record.